Messenger RNA from Rhodofomes roseus, 777 nucleotides. RefSeq names its product SGNH hydrolase-type esterase domain-containing protein. Bases 1 to 777 code for a protein of 258 amino acids. The transcript is spliced from 5 exons. The record is from RefSeq and is a predicted model, not a curated record. NCBI's taxonomy places the organism in Eukaryota, Fungi, Basidiomycota, Agaricomycetes, Polyporales, Fomitopsidaceae.
AUGACCACCAACGCACAAGACGCGAUCGUGCUCCUCGGCGACUCGAUCACCCAGGACGGCUGGUCGCCCUACGGCUUCGCGCAGCGGCUCGCAAAUGCCUACGUCCGCAAGCUAGACGUGAUCAACCGCGGCAUGUCGGGCUACAACACCGACUGGAUCAUCCCCGUCUUCGAGCAGUGCUUCGCGAAGCAGCACGACCAGCAGCACCUCCCCAAGAUCAGGCUCAUGACCAUCUGGCUCGGCGCGAACGACGCGGCGCUGCCGCCCUCGGGGCAGCACGUCCCGCUCGACCGCUACGCCGCCAACCUCGCACACCUCGCGCACCUCGUCUCGGACCCGUCCUCGCCGUACCACGCCCCGCACACGAAGCUCCUCCUCAUCACGCCCCCGCCGAUCAACACCCACCAGUGGCGCGUCACCCUCCGCCAGGGGGAGCCCCCGAAGGAGCUCGACCGCAAGUUCGAGGUGACCGCAGAGUACGCGGAGCGCGUCAGGACGGUGGGCAGGGAGUUGGGCGUGCCGGUUGUGGAUGUGUGGACGCGCGUGUGGGAUGCGGCGGGGCAUGUCGAGGAGAGGCUGAGCGAGUAUCUGUACGAUGGGCUGCAUCUGAACGAGCAUGGGUAUGCGCUCGUGUAUGAGGAGAUCAUCAAGGCGAUCAGUGAGAACUACCCGGAGCUGCAUUACGAGAAGCUCCAGCCCGUGUUCAAGCUCUGGGACCAGAUCAACCCACAGAAUCCGGGACCCGACCUCCAGAAGAGGGACAUUUUUGCCGCAUGA